GCGCCGUUGGUGGAAGUGGCCUGGGCGGCGGGUGGUGUUGCGACGUCGGCCAUGGUUGCUGUGCAGUCAAUUGGGCUGACGAGUUGACUGAGAAAUACAGCGGUGGGGAAAGAUCUGCGAGACCUAAGUAGACCGCCGAAAAGUGAGGGUGGAGGGCUAAGGGCGGUGGGAGGACAACUAUUAAAUUCGAGGGUCUCGAGUGAACCACGGGCGACAUCCUGGCAACUUUUCCCGAACUUUAGCGGGCGGGCUAGUGCCGCCCGCAGUCUCCAUCAAUCGACCGGAACAUUCACUCGGGCCUCGAACAUGCACCCACCAAACCACAUGAUGGCUGAGCAAUCGCGGGGCAAGAUCCCCAUUCUGCUGCUCAAGACAAAAUCAAUACCCAAGGAUACGUAUGAGGAGCUUUUCCUUACCCUUGACGACGGCCGCUAUGCACCCGUCUUCGUGCCCGUUUUGGAGCACAGGUUCAAGCGUGACGCCCUGCAUGAUGUGCGCCAACAUGUCACCAACCGCGGCUUCGUGCCAAAGUCGCAGCAGGGCCUCGGGAAAUAUGGUGCGCUGAUAUUCACCUCGCAACGCGCAGUCGAAGCCUUCAGUGAGGUUGUCGAGGAAAUCCGCAAGGAGGGGUCCCUCGACAUUGACGAUCUGCUUCCACAGAGCCUGCCGUUGUAUGUAGUAGGUCCAGCUACUGCCCGCGGUCUGCGAUCGCUUGAUCUCAAGUGUCCGAUCUUGGGUGAGGAGACUGGCAACGGCGAGGCCUUGGCUGGCUUCAUCUUGAAGCACUACAACGCCCUCCAUCCAGAUGUCAUGAAUCCACCUAUACUCUUCAUGGUGGGCGAUAAGAGGAGGGAUAUAAUACCAAAGACUCUCCAGUCAGGAGAGCUGGAUCCAAAGCAGAGGGCGAAAGUAGAUGAGGUUGUUAUAUAUGAGACUGGGGAGAUGCAGUCUUUCAAGGACGACUUCUCCACCAUCUGGCGGAAAAAUGCCGAUCAAGGCUCGACACGGCAAUGGGUCGUGGUAUUCUCUCCCAGCGGUUGUCAAGCGAUGCUUGAGAGCCUUGGGCUUCUGGAUGCGGAGACUGGAAAGGCCAAAGCCAGGUGUACGGCUGCUGAUCAGAGAGACAUCCUGAUAGCUACCAUCGGCCCGACUACGCGCGAUUACCUAAGACAGGAGUUUGGGUUCACACCUGAUGUGUGCGCAGACAAGCCAAGUCCAGAGGGUAUCGCAGAAGGCAUUGGAGCCUUUCUCAAAAGACACGCGUAAGAAGCAGCAGCCAUGGUUCUCCUAGUGGCUUCGUAUAGGUCGAGCGAUUACGUGCGGCUCUCGAUAUAGGUCAGAGGGCGUUGUAUAUAAGGUCCAUAUGGUGGGAAGUUUGCAAGAUCACGCACGCGGGUGCGCAUCGCAAUUCCACGCGCUCUCAAUUCGUUUCACACUAUCGAUCGUGGCUUCAGUGUGAUGGCUCAAGGUUGCACG
Messenger RNA from Alternaria alternata, 1476 nucleotides. Its product is annotated as uroporphyrinogen-III synthase. Gene Ontology annotation, biological process: uroporphyrinogen III biosynthetic process. The coding region runs from base 307 to 1266 and encodes 319 amino acids. NCBI's taxonomy places the organism in Eukaryota, Fungi, Ascomycota, Dothideomycetes, Pleosporales, Pleosporaceae. The transcript has a single exon. Gene Ontology annotation, molecular function: uroporphyrinogen-III synthase activity. The record is from RefSeq and is a predicted model, not a curated record.